AUGGGACACCACUCCAUUUGGGGGCCGUCAGACCAGCACCAGCGUCACAGCCCCACGCGGCCCCUCCCGGGGGUCCUGCCUUCUGCUGCUGCUGCUGCUGCUGCUGCCCAGGCCUGGCCACGGUGUGGGCCCCUGGGCCGCUGGAACUGGACAAGCCGUGGCGUGUUGACCCCUCCUGUCGGGGCAGGAGCCGUGGGGGGAACUCUGUGGAUCACAGUGGAGCUUGCACAGCCUGAAGGAGGGGUCGGGAGGGUGUGUGGCUUAGGGACCCAGCUCUGGGAUCACCGCCUGUCUGCGGGCUCCUGCCACGCCUGCCCGAGGACCGCCCUCCUCAGGCUGGGUCUCUGGCCUCCCCAGCUCCUGACCGGGGCCCGAGCCUCACCCCUCCUGCCUCCUCUGGUUCAGGGCUACGUCAAGCCAGGCUCAGCCUGUGAGUGA
Rangifer tarandus platyrhynchus (Svalbard reindeer) is the source of this 438-nucleotide messenger RNA. Lineage: Eukaryota; Metazoa; Chordata; Mammalia; Artiodactyla; Cervidae. The record is from the annotation of a GenBank genome assembly.